This is a messenger RNA of Penicillium odoratum, 1221 nucleotides long. RefSeq lists its product as uncharacterized. Gene Ontology annotation, molecular function: S-adenosylmethionine-dependent methyltransferase activity. Lineage: Eukaryota; Fungi; Ascomycota; Eurotiomycetes; Eurotiales; Aspergillaceae. Bases 1 to 1221 code for a protein of 406 amino acids. The record is from RefSeq and is a predicted model, not a curated record. The transcript is spliced from 2 exons.
AUGGAGCACGAUCACUCUGUUGAAGAGGAGGAUCAACGUAGCUGGGCAGGUGAUUUUGAUCCUUUCGCUGACCCCGAAGAACGGCGGGUCCUUUUCGCUACAUUCGACUCGUUCAGGCAAUAUCGGCGAAAUGCCCAUCAAAAUACGACACAUCGCCGCCGACAGGCCUUCUACGCCUUGCCUUCAGAGCACUGGCAAAUGCUGUCUGAGCCACCAUUCUCCAUUUUGGACCAGUUCAACAAAGUAGAUGAUGCGAUCGACACCAAUGCUGAGAUCGCCGAUGCCAUCCUGAGCGUCGGGUUGGAGUCAUUUGGUCUUUCUGCCACCCCAGAUAAAGACGACCCAACCAAGAACUGGCACGGAACUGCGACAUCAUCCGAUGUGAACAAAGCCCAUUCAACCAUCCGGCAGUUCUACCGUGACUGGAGUGCCGAAGGCCGCAUUGAGCGCGAGGUCUGCUACGACCCCGUCCUCCAGGAUCUGCGCAAUGAAUUUCAGACGCGCCGUGCCGCCGGCGAAGAGAUCCGAGUCCUGGUCCCUGGUGCCGGGUUGGGACGACUGGUCUUUGAAGUUUGCUUGGCUGGAUUUGACGCGGAAGGCAACGAGAUCUCGUACCACCAGUUACUGGCCAGUAGCUGGGUUCUCAACCACACCGAUGGACCUCAGGCCCACGCACUCCACCCUUUCGCAUUGCACUUCUCCAAUCUGAAGUCUCGCGCGCAACAAUUGCGGUCUGUCAUGAUCCCCGAUGUGCACCCUGGAACAGCAAUGAAGGCUGCAGGCUCAAGUGAUAUUGGAACGAUGUCGAUGUCGGCAGCGGAUUUUGUGGUUCUAUAUAACCAACCCGAGAAUCGGGAGGCGUUCGACGCGGUGGCAACGGUGUUCUUUAUCGACACGGCACCUAAUCUGAUUCGAUACAUCGAGGCGAUCCGGCACUGUCUCAAGCCGAAUGGAAUCUGGAUCAACGUGGGUCCUUUGUUAUGGCAUUUCGAGGACGGGCACAAAGACAAUGAUGGUGACGCGACUGGUAUUGGUGAGCCGGGUAAUGUGGAAUUGACAGAGGAGGAAGUGGUUUCUUUAGUUGAACGCAUGGGAUUCCGUUUCGAGACACAGCCGGGCGAUCGGCGGUCUUGCGGCUAUAUUCAGGAUGCUGAUAGCAUGCUUCAGAACUUGUAUCAGCCUUCGCAUUGGGUAGUGAGAAAAGUGGCUGAGACCACCUAA